Plasmodium gallinaceum is the source of this 3711-nucleotide messenger RNA. RefSeq names its product oxysterol-binding protein-related protein 2, putative. Gene Ontology annotation, molecular function: sterol binding. The transcript has a single exon. Gene Ontology annotation, cellular component: cytosol; intracellular membrane-bounded organelle; membrane. The record is from RefSeq and is a predicted model, not a curated record. The coding region runs from base 1 to 3711 and encodes 1236 amino acids. NCBI's taxonomy places the organism in Eukaryota, Apicomplexa, Aconoidasida, Haemosporida, Plasmodiidae.
AUGUUAGGAGGAAAAUAUUUAAAUUUAAGACUUUUUAGUGAAAAAAAAAAUUCCCUUACAAGUAAUAAUUCAGAAAAUGCAUUAAACAGCAAUUUACAAAAUGAAAACAAAUUAGAAAAUAAUGAUGAAAAAACAAAAAAUUAUAGAGAUAAAAGAAUUAUACAUGAAGGAUGGUUAAAUAAAUGGACAAACAUUAUUGGUAGUUAUAGGCCUAGAUAUUUCGUUUUAGAAAAUGGAAUUUUAAGAUAUUCUAUAGACAAAUAUUCACCAACUAAAGAAACUUUUGUUUUAUCUCACUGUAAAAUUCGGGUAUGCCCUGAUGACCCAUUACAUUUUGAAAUUGAAACAAGUGAACAAGGAAUUUUAUAUUUGAAGACAGAUUUACCAGAGCAAAAACAUAAAUGGUACAUUUCAUUUAAAAAAGCGCAGUUAAAUUAUUUGCAUGGAAGUUAUAAAAAAGGAUUCAUGGAUGUUAAUAAUUUUAAUAAUAGCAUGUCAAAAAAUUCUUCAUUUUUAACGAACAUUAUAAAAAAUACAAAUGAUUUCGAUAAGAAUAAAAUUAACAACAUAAUUGGUGACUUAAUGCAAAAUAAUGGCAUACAGAAGGUUGAAAAUUUUGAUAAAGAAUCGUCAGAAUAUGCAUUUGAUUAUUCUGAGAGUAAUUUUAAAACAAAUGAUGCUAAAAAAAUAAACUUAGAUGAAUUAUUUAUAUGUAGUACUGAUUUUGAAGAUAAAAGCCCAACUUUAUGCUUAAUGGAAAAUAUUGUAUCUUUAAAACAAAUAACAAGAGAUAUAAUAAAAAAUUCUGAAUAUAAUCAAUCUAAAUCAAUUUUAAAUAAAAUGAAAUUAUCUAAUCCUAACAAAAUAAGUAUUAAUUAUAUAAGUUCACUGCUAUCUCAAUUGACAAACUCCAUAGAAUGUAUUGAUACAGUAAUAGAAAAGUAUAUUAAUUGUACUGAAAUGCUACUUAAAGAGGAAAAUAUUCAAUCAAAGUGUAUGAAUAAGUCAUUAAAACUAUUAGCGAAGCAAAAUUACUUUCUUGAAAAAUCUCAAGAAAAGAAAAUACUUGGUGAUUUAGACAUAAAAGUAAAAAAUAAAUUAGAAAAAUUAAAUAUUUAUGAAAGUGAUCAAGAAAGUGAAGAUUUGUUUUUUGAUUGCGAUGAAACAUUUUCUGAUAAAAAUAUUCAAUCAAGUGUCUCUAUUGAAAAUGAUUCUUCAAGAAGCUCAACUAGUAUAGGAGAUACUGAAGAGAAUGUAAAAAAAAAUACAAUAAAUAAAAAGAAAAAAAAUGAAAAAAAAUUAAUUGCUUUAAAAAGUAAUAAAAAUAGAAACGUAAAAAGUAAAUUGGAAUCAAAAAGUAAUUCUGUGAAUAAUGAAUUUGGAUAUAAAAAAAAAAUAAAUGCUCAUGAAAGUUUCGAUGACCAAGGUUUAGAACAAGAAUUUCAAACAUUAAAAAAGAAUGAAGAAUUUAAUAAAAUUUCAGAAAACACAGUAAAUGAAUGUAGUUUUCAAAAAGAAGAACACGGCAUAAAUGAUUAUCAAAGUAAUAAAAAAAAAAAUGACGCAUUUAAUGUUAAAAAUAAAAAUGAUGAAAUUGUAGAUUAUAAUAAUAAAGAUGAAAAUAAUACAUAUAUAUACACUCAGAAUAAUGAUGAACCUUUUAAUGAUGGUAAUGACAACAGUAAUGAAAGAAAUGAUUAUAGUCUUAUCCGUUUAUGUAAUACAAAAGAAAAGGAAUCAAUAAAUUUUAGUAAAAUAGAUGUUUAUACUGAUAAAACAAUUAAAAGAAGAAAAAAAUUACCAAGCCCUAGAACUGAAAUAAAAAUAAGCUUGUGGUCAUUACUAAAAGAUUGUAUAGGAAAAGAUCUUUCUCGUAUAGGUAUGCCCAUUUAUCUAAAUGAGCCAUCUUCAUUUCUUCAACGUCUUGCUGAAGAUUUUCAGUAUAUUUAUUUGUUAAAAUAUGCGUCAGAACAAGAAGAAAGUACAAGUAGACUAGCAUUUGUAACAGCUUUUACUAUAUCACCAUACGCAUCAGUAAUUGGUCGAACAUUCAAACCUUUUAAUCCAUUAUUAGGUGAAACAUAUGAAUUGACCCAUAGGAAAUUCUAUUUCAUAUCAGAACAAGUUGUUCAUCAUCCACCUAUUACUGCUUAUCAUUGCCAUAAUGAUUAUAUGGAGAACUUUGCUAGCAUAAUGGUAAAUGUACAAAUACUAGGAAAAUCUAUAGAAGUAACUAUACCAGGAUCAAAUCAUCUUAUAUUGAAAUAUAAAAAAAAUUGUAAUAAUAGCAAAAGUAUGAAUAAAACUAAAAAAUUGGAGGUAAAUAAAAAUAUUUCUAAUAAAAAUGAUAUUUGUGAUCAUAACAAAAUAAAAUAUUAUGAAAAAAACACAGUUAAAGAAGAAAUGAACACAAAAACCUAUAUUGAAAAAAAAGAUAAUAAUAUUUGUAAUGAAACUUUUAAUGAUAACAAUAAUGAUAUAAAAAAUUAUGAUGUUCAUAAACACGAUUUUUAUCCAAUAGAAAAGAAAGAAGACUUUAAUAAAAAUUGUAUAUUUGAGAAAAAUAUAGAAAAUAGUAAAAACAAAUCAUGUAAAAAAUCUAAAAUAAAAGACAGAGUUGAAAAAAACAAUUUUUUUAUAUUGAACAAUCAAAACAACAGUGAAAUCAAAAUUGAUGGAAAUAGCAAAAAUGAAAAUAAAAAUAGUGAAGAAAACGGUUGUGAUCGCAAUUAUGGCAAUACAUGGAAUACAAAUAAAUUAAAUGAAAAUAAUAUCAAAAAAGGAAAUUCUUUAAAUGAAAAUGGAUUACAAGUGGAUGAAAUAGAGAAUGAUGAAUAUUUAAAAAAAAAAAAAGGUGAAGGAGGAAGAGAGAAGAAAAAAACAAAGAUCAAUAAUAGUGGGGUAAAAAGUGAAUGUAGUUACGAGCAUUAUACAUAUCAAAGAGCAAAUAUGAUUAUACACAAUAUUAUAUUUGGAAAAUUAUGGGUAGAAUUACAUGGAAAUAUAUUAAUAAGAAAUCACAAUAAUGGAGAUUUUUCUAUAGUUCGUUAUAUAAGAAAAGGAUGGUUUGAUAAAGAAAUACACAAGGUACGAGGAAUUGUAUGUGACAGAUUUAAAAAUGUCAUUUUUUUUAUAUACGGGAAAUGGUCCCAAGAAAUUUACAUAGCAUACGUAAAAAAUUUGAAAAAACUACAAUAUGAUACAUAUUUCUUUAACGAAGAUGGAACCGAAAACACACAAUUUUUUAAUAAAAAUACUUUAAAUGAUUUCAUCAAUAAUUUUGAUUGGCAAUUUUAUGAGAAUAAUAUAGAAAAUUUAAAAAGUGUGUGCGUAUGGAGAGCACAAAAGAGACCUAAAAAUAGUGACAUGUAUUAUGGAUUUAAUUAUAUGACAGUAGAAUUAAAUGAAAUAACACCUGAAUAUGACAGGUUAAAUGGGGCAUCCAUAGCAUGCACAGACAGCAGAUUUCGUCCUGAUCAGAGAAAUUAUGAAAAUGGAAACAUAGAAGUAGCUAUGCUUGAAAAACAAAGGCUUGAAAAUAAACAAAGACAGAACUCAAAAAAGUAUGGAGCAAAUAAUUCUUACAAGCCCAAAUGGUUUUAUAAGAAUAAAGAUCCAAUUUAUAAAGAUAAUGAUAUAUAUUUAUUUAAUCAUAAAUAUUGGCUCACCAAAAAAAAUAAGGAGUUUUCAGAUUCACCUGAUAUAUUUUAA